AUGGGCUCCAUCGACCUCCCCAUCACCAUCGGCAAGUAUCCACAGCAGUCUACCAAACUCCGUACUUUCCUUAUCAUCGACUGUCCUUCUGCUUACAACAUCAUAUUAGGGCGCACCGCCCUUAAUGCCCUUCAAGCCGUAACAUCCACAUACCAUCUGGCCAUGAAGUUUCCCACUGACCAGGGGGUGGGCAUUGUAAGGGGUGAACAAACGAUAGCCCAGGAGUGCUAUGUCGCCUCGUUGAAGAAAAUCAAAAUGAAAGAAGCUAUGACCAUUAAUGGAGUUGAUGUUAGAGAUGAGGAAGAGUUAGUUAGAGGGGAACCAGUAGAGGAACUUGUCGAAGUACCUGUCCAUCCUACCGAUCCAACGAAAACAACUAAGAUUGGCAACCAGCUGUCCUCUCAGGCCAAGGCCGAUCUCACGGCUCUCUUAGCCAAGCACAAUAAUGUAUUUUCUUGGACCCAUUCAGACAUGCCAGGUAUUGACCUUUCUUUUAUUACCCAUCGUCUAGGCAUUGAAUCGCAAUUUCGAUCGUUCCGCCAAAAACAGUGCAUUUUUCAUCCGAAACGCAACAGCCUCAUUGUCGUUGAGCUUGACAAGCUGCUGAAGGCACAGUUCAUUAGAAACGUGGACUAUCCCAGAUGGUUGUCCAAUGUGAUCUUGGUCCGCAAAAACAAUGGCGAAUGGCGACUCUGCGUCGACUAUUCCGCCCUCAACCAAGCUUACCCCAAAGACAGCUACUCCCUUCCCAGGAUAUAUUUAUUGGUCAACGCAACUUUGGGACAUCAGAUCCUUAGCUUCAUGGAUGGUUUCUCCGGCUAUAAUCAAAUCUUAAUGCACGUAGUCGACCAGGAGCACACCUCUCUCAUCAUUGACAAGGGGACUUAUUACUACCGUAUCAUGUCGUUCGGUUUGAAGAAUGCUAGAGCCACUUACCAACGCCUAGUUAAUGCCGUUUUCCAACACCAGAUAGGUCAGAACAUGGAAGUCUACGUCGACGACAUGCUCGUCAAGAGCAAACUCCCCUCCGAUCACUUGGCAGACCUACAUGAGACUUUCCAAACCUUGUUCCAGUAUCAGAUGAAGUUGAAUUCAGAAAAGUGCGCCUUCAGCGUUGGGUCUGGCCCCCCCUCACCAGGUCACGACACCAUUGAGGAGGAAGAUCCCCAUUCCUGGACUCUUUGUGUCGAUGGUUCAUCCCGCAAAGAGGGUAGCGGAGCCGAUUUAAUCCUCACCACCCCAGAAGCAGAAUACUUCAAAUGCGCCUUCCAAAUUCCUAUUUACAGCAUGCAACAACCAGGCCGAAUAUGA
Camellia sinensis is the source of this 1311-nucleotide messenger RNA. The record is from RefSeq and is a predicted model, not a curated record. Lineage: Eukaryota; Viridiplantae; Streptophyta; Magnoliopsida; Ericales; Theaceae.